Striga hermonthica is the source of this 1050-nucleotide messenger RNA. The record is from the annotation of a GenBank genome assembly. NCBI's taxonomy places the organism in Eukaryota, Viridiplantae, Streptophyta, Magnoliopsida, Lamiales, Orobanchaceae.
AUGGCGGAGGCCAAACGCGUGUACCACGUCUGGAAAGGGCGGAACAAAUUCUUCUUUGGUGGGAGAUUGAUGUUUGGACCAGAUGUUGGCUCGUUGUCGGUUACCUUGACACUUAUAUUGGCACCUGUCAUCAUCUUCUGUGCUCUGGUUGCAAGGAACCUUGUCCAUGAAUUUCCAUCACGAAAAAUCGGAUGUGCUAUUCUGUUACUCGUGGUUAUCUUCACCGUAUAUGUAGUGCUCCUUUUAUUUUUCACUUCGGGUCGUGAUCCUGGGAUUGUACCACGAAGCCCUUAUCCUCCGGAGGAAAUGUUAGGAUAUGAUUCACCAGCAUCUGUUGAAGUGAGUGAAUACUUACAAAAACCACAAUAUCCUCGUACAAGAGAAAUAUUUGUCAAUGGCCUUCCUGUGAGGAUUAAAUAUUGUGAGACGUGCAUGGUUUUUCGUCCUCCAAGAUGCUCCCACUGUUCAAUAUGUGAUAAUUGUGUUGAAAGAUUUGACCAUCAUUGCCCCUGGAUAGGUCAAUGCAUUGGGAAGAGGAACUACCGUUCUUUCUUUCUCUUCAUUUCUUCAUCAGCCCUUCUUUGUAUUAUGGUUCUUUCCACGUCUGUUCUGCACUUGAAAUUACGUGCGGAUAGUUAUGGGGCGUUUUGGAAGGCCAUGAAAGAGUCGCCAGCAUCCGUGGGGUUGAUAGCUUAUUGUUUUGUGCUAUUGUGGUUCAUUGGAGGCCUCACGGGCUUCCAUGUCUAUCUGAUGUGCUCCAACCAGACGACAUAUGAAAACUUCCGGCGUAGAUCGGAUUCAAGGAUCAACGUCUAUGAUCGGGGGUGCAAAAACAAUUUGCUUGAAAUACUUUUCGCGAAAACAGAACCCUCGAGAAUCAAGCUUCGUUCGUACAUUACAGAUCAAGAGGUAAUCAAUAGUGAAUCCUCAUACAGGCCUAAAAAGAAUAGUUUGAGGGAGGAUAAAAGAGAAAAAGUAGAAGAAGACGUCGAAAUAGGCAAUGACCUCUUAAAGAUAUCUCAACGUCGUGCUUCUGUUGACCUCAGUUGA